Nematostella vectensis (starlet sea anemone) is the source of this 1050-nucleotide messenger RNA. RefSeq names its product hemagglutinin/amebocyte aggregation factor. The transcript is spliced from 6 exons. Lineage: Eukaryota; Metazoa; Cnidaria; Anthozoa; Actiniaria; Edwardsiidae. Gene Ontology annotation, cellular component: extracellular matrix. The coding region runs from base 253 to 918 and encodes 221 amino acids. Gene Ontology annotation, molecular function: extracellular matrix structural constituent. Gene Ontology annotation, biological process: collagen fibril organization. The record is from RefSeq and is a predicted model, not a curated record.
AAGUUAUUCUUGAGAUUAGCUUGGCAAAAGAAUAACAAAUCAGUUUAUAGUCCGGCAUAAAUACAAGCUCUUGUGUGUUGGUGUGAUCACUCGCUCUCGACUCCACAAGCAGAACAUCACCGCCGCACUUGAGAAGAACGAGAGAGGCACAGCCGACCUAGCGCUCAUAACUACCUUGACGUCACAAGCUAAAGAAGAGAAGGACUCAAAAGACCUAACUCCACAAGAUAAGGCCUGUUGUCCUCCUCAAAGAUGAAUGCCAUCCGCAACGUAGCGCUUCUAUUGGCUCUCCUGGUGUUGGCUGACAUGUUUGUCAAUACGGAUGCGUGGCGCCGAAGAAGAAGAAGAAAUCCGCCACCCCCACCCCCACCCCCAUCCCCACCCCCACCCUGUCACCCACCUGCCCUGCCUAGUACCUAUCGCUGGUACAACCAAUGGGGUGGUUCAUUUAACGUCAAAUGUCCGGCAGGUUCCACCCUGAGCAUGAUCCGCUCCCUGUACAGCCGCUGCCACCACGAUCGCGUCUUCUCAUUCGCCUGCAAAUACAGCAGGCUGUCGUACACUACUGGCUCUGAGGUCUGCAACUGGUCUUCGAGCUACGUCAACUCUUACCUCGGGGCCAUGAGCUUUACUUGCCCUGGAAAUGGAUUCGUCGCUGGAGUACACAGCGAACACAGCAAUAGUGCUGGAGACAGGAGGUUCAAGUUCAAGUGUUGUUCGCGUCUCAACGUUCAGCGUUACGGCUGUUACACUACUGGUCACAUUAACGACUACCAGCAGAUCUUCCACUACGCUCUGCCCCACGGGACUUACCUGGCCGGCGUGGAGAGUCAUUUCAACGCAUCUAAGCGUGAUCGCCUUUGGAAGCUGAGGAUCUGCGGGGCCCGCGUGCGCCUCUGUAAAUGGUCCCUGAUCUAGUUGGACUCUGGCCCUUUAACACGCGCGCAGAUGAUUAUAAAACUAAAGCAAAAUAGCACAUAAGAUAAAGAUAGUAGUACGUUAUGUUAAAAAAAGUAAGAUGCUAAAAAAAUAAAGAUAACAUCUGCUCUG